Trichomonas vaginalis G3 is the source of this 873-nucleotide messenger RNA. RefSeq names its product protein of unknown function (DUF3447). The transcript has a single exon. The record is from RefSeq and is a predicted model, not a curated record. Lineage: Eukaryota; Parabasalia; Trichomonadida; Trichomonadidae. The coding region runs from base 1 to 873 and encodes 290 amino acids.
AUGUCUGAUCAUGACAUUAGUCCAAAUUCAUACAGUGAACUGCGAAGUAUGUUCAAAUACUAUAUCGAUUUAUAUAAUACAUUAUAUCAGCUAAAAACGACAAAUGAACAGGAUUUAAGCUCAAUUUACAAAAAGAUCAAAUCAGAUUUGAUUGAAUCAAAGAUUUACCUUCCUAGCAAGAUUAUGGAACACAUUUUAAAUAUCAUUCCAUUUAAUAACCGUUAUGCAAAGUCAUAUUUAUAUCUUGCCAAACUCAUAUUUGAUGAUUAUGAUGUAAGAGAACUCAGAAAUAUUGGUAAUCUAGAUAAUGGUAUCUACAUGUUUUACAAAGAAUAUGGAAUUAAAUUAGCCGAUUAUCGAUUUGAAGAUAAAGCGUAUAUCGAUAUUUAUGCAGAAAAUACAAUUUAUAGAGCAAUUAUGGAUAAUAACAUAGAAAGAUUCAUUUUUAUCACUGAAAACAACAAUUUUGAUAAAGAUCAAAAACUUGAAGACGAUUUACAUGAUCUUUAUUUCGUUACUUAUGAAAAAUUGACAUUACUUGAAUUAUAUUGUUACUACGGAGCAGUUGAUUGUUUCAAGUUAUUAAGAACUAAAUUCAACUCAAAAAUAACUCAACAAUGUCUACAAUUAUCAUUUUUAGGCGGAAAUGCAGAGCUCAUGAGUGAAUGUUUGAAAUAUCAAACACCAAAUAAAAAAUGCAUGGAAUGUGCAAUUAUUUCACACAACAUUGACUUUGUUUCAUUCUUGAUGAAUGAGUACAAUAUAGAGAUCGAUUUACUUUCUUGUGGAGAUUUUAAUAAUCUUGAAUCAUUUUUAGUUUAUUUCGAUCGAACUAAUAAUGUUGAUGAAUGCUUUUUUUUCAGUAAUGUUUGA